Molecule: messenger RNA, 2938 nt
Organism: Stegastes partitus (bicolor damselfish)
Lineage: Eukaryota; Metazoa; Chordata; Actinopteri; Pomacentridae
Gene: kcnh1b
Product: potassium voltage-gated channel, subfamily H (eag-related), member 1b
Exons: 11
Coding region: 41-2908 (955 amino acids)
Biological process (GO): regulation of membrane potential; potassium ion transmembrane transport
Cellular component (GO): voltage-gated potassium channel complex; plasma membrane
Molecular function (GO): delayed rectifier potassium channel activity
Source: RefSeq, a predicted model, not a curated record
ACGGGACGCGGUGUGCCUCGCGCUGCACGACCACGGCAGGAUGGCGGGAGGACGGCGGGGUCUCGUGGCCCCUCAGAACACGUUCCUGGAGAACAUCGUUCGCCGGUCCAACGAUACCAACUUUGUGCUGGGCAACGCUCAGAUCGUCGACUGGCCGAUCGUCUACAGCAACGAUGGGUUUUGCAAGCUGUCUGGUUACCAUCGAGCAGAGGUCAUGCAGAAGAGCAGCACCUGCAGCUUCAUGUACGGCGAGCUGACAGACAAGGAGAUGAGUGAGAAGGUUCGACAGACCUUUGAAAACUACGAGAUGAACUCUUUCGAGAUUCUGAUGUACAAGAAAAACCGGAUGCCAGUUUGGUUUUUUGUAAAGAUUGCUCCAAUCAGAAAUGAGCAGGACAAAGUUGUCCUGUUCCUCUGCACCUUCAGUGACAUCACCGCCUUCAAGCAGCCAAUUGAGGAUGACUCUUCAAAAGGUUGGGGUAAAUUUGCCCGUCUGACUCGUGCGCUGACCAGCAGUCGAGGAGUUCUUCAGCAGCUGGCUCCGGCCGUCCACAAAGGAGAGAACGUCCACAAACAUUCCCGGCUGGCAGAGGUUCUCCAACUGGGUUCAGACAUCUUGCCUCAGUACAAACAGGAAACUCCGAAGACACCACCGCACAUCAUUCUGCAUUACUGCCUCUUCAAGACCACAUGGGACUGGGUCAUCCUCAUCCUCACCUUCUACACCGCCAUCAUGGUGCCCUACAACGUGUCCUUCAAAACCAAACAGAACAAUGUCACCUGGCUGGUCGUGGACAGCAUUGUGGAUGUCAUCUUCCUCGUCGACAUCGUCCUUAACUUCCAUACCACCUUCGUGGGUCCAGCCGGAGAGGUGAUCUCUGACCCAAAACUCAUUCGCAUGAACUACGUGAAGACCUGGUUCGUCAUCGACCUGCUGUCCUGCCUGCCUUAUGAUGUCAUCAAUGCCUUUGAGAAUGUCGAUGAGGGAAUCAGCAGCCUCUUCAGCUCUCUCAAAGUGGUCCGUCUGCUGCGUUUGGGUCGGGUUGCCAGAAAGCUGGACCACUACAUAGAAUACGGUGCCGCUGUACUGGUUUUACUGGUGUGUGUUUUUGGCCUGGCGGCCCAUUGGCUGGCCUGUAUCUGGUACAGCAUUGGAGACUACGAGGUGAUCGACGAGGACACCAACAGUGUGAGACUGGACAGCUGGUUGUACCUACUGGGAGAGACGGUGGGGACGCCAUACAGAUUCAACGCCUCAGGCUCGGGCCGCUGGGAGGGCGGACCCAGCAAAGACUCGGUCUACAUCACCUCGCUGUACUUCACCAUGACCAGUCUGACGAGCAUCGGCUUCGGAAACAUCGCACCAAACACGGAUGGAGAGAAGAUCUUUGCCGUGGCCAUGAUGAUGAUCGGAUCGCUGCUGUAUGCCACCAUCUUCGGUAACGUCACCACCAUCUUCCAGCAAAUGUACGCCAACACCAACCGCUACCAUGAGAUGCUCAACAGUGUGCGAGACUUCCUGAAACUCUACCAGGUCCCCAAAGGCCUCAGUGAGCGGGUGAUGGAUUACAUCGUGUCCACUUGGUCCAUGUCCAGAGGCAUCGACACUGACAAGGUGCUGCAGAUUUGUCCCAAGGACAUGCGAGCAGACAUCUGUGUGCACCUGAACAGGAAGGUGUUUAAAGAACACCCUGCGUUUCGCCUGGCCAGUGAUGGCUGCCUGCGUGCCCUCGCAAUGGAGUUCCAGACCAUCCACAGCGCACCAGGAGACCUCAUCUACCACGCCGGAGAGAGUGUGGACAGCCUGUGCUUCGUAGUUUCUGGAUCGCUGGAGGUUAUCCAGGAUGAUGAGGUGGUGGCCAUUUUAGGUAAAGGUGACGUGUUUGGUGACGUGUUCUGGAAGGAGAUGACGUUGGCUCAGUCCUGCGCUAACGUCCGAGCUCUGACCUACUGCGACCUCCACAUCAUCAAACGGGACGCGCUGCAGAAAGUGCUCGAGUUUUACUCCAACUUUGCAAACCACUUUUCCAGAAACUUGGUGCUCACCUACAACCUGAGGAAGAGGAUCGUCUUCCGGAAGAUCAGUGAUGUGAAACGUGAGGAGGAAGAGAUGCUGAAGAGGAAGAAUGAGGCUCCUCUGAACCUCCCUCCAGACCAUCCAGUCCGCCGACUCUUCCAGCGUUUCAGGCAGCAGAAGGAGGCCCGGCUCGCCGCUGAGCGGGUUGGUCAGGAAACCAGUGAUGUGGAGAAAGGUGUUGCUCACCUGGAGCCAGCCAGAGGUCCAGAGAUCCUGGCCUCCACCAGUAUUGUAAUGGUGACUGAGAGCCCAGCCACACCCACCACAUCUUCCAUUGCAUCCUCUUCAUGUAAGACCUCCAGCCGGGUCAUGCUGCACACUCCCAUCACGCAAAACGGCAACUUAACGGGCUGCAAGUCCGCAGAGCCACCUAAAGCUAAAGGCUGGGGACGAUUCAAGGAGUCUGUAGUGAAGGCUGACUCAUGGAGCAGCGUCUCCAAGGCUGAGUCCAUGGAAACGCUGCCUGACAGAACUAAGUCUCAUGAUGAGAUGUCCCUCAAGAAAACCGACUCUUGUGACAGCGGCAUCACAAAGAGUGACCUCCGCUUGGACAAUGUUGGAGAAGCAAGAACCCCACAGGAGAGGAGUCCAGUCCAGUCUGAUGAGAAGAGGGCAUUCUGUCCAAUACCAGAGCAGAGCAUGCAAGCCUCUUUCCUCGAACUGAAGCAAGAAUUAAGAGGAGACAUCAGAUCUCUGAACCGUCGCAUGGAGGCUCUGGAGACUCAGCUGGCAGAGAUGCUUCGACUUCUCAAAUCCAGGAAGUCGUCUGGCUCCUUUUUCGAGAUAUCACGGCCUCCCUCCCCUGACUCCGAUAAGGACAGUAUCUCCUAAAGCAGGCAUGGAGUGUGUCUGCACCGACGG